CCAUGGCAUCCUUCUUCCAGCCCGCUUUGACCGGGCCAAGUACUGAUGUCAACACCGGCACCAAGUUCCUGAUCAACUGGAAUGCGACCCUCAAAGGCUCGCAGCUCACCCUGUACUGGUAUCAAAUACUUGUCGUCUCAGCUGGAUGCACCUUCCUCAUCCUUGGGCUCUUGAGCUUCAUCAUACAAUACAUACGGAAGAAACGCCGGCUAAAAGAGAGCCCUCUACCACCCAGCAUAAAGAGAUUGCUCCAGCUACCAAGAGCGUUGGUACGGUCUAAAGGCCCAUCACCAAGUACGCAGAGAGACGCGGCAGUCAUCUCUGAGAAGACUUCUCCCAGAGCGGUCUUUUCUCCACCCAGAUUAUCGCUGAUCAAGACCUUCUGUGUGUCCGAGCACGAGAUACCAGUCCAGAAAUUCCGAUCCAGCUUCGAUCUACACGUUGUUGGCUUGACUGGUGAGAGACAAACCGACACAACGCCAGAGCAGCAAGUACCAGAACCCAUCGGUCCUGUACGCAGCCGCGAUGAUCCUUUCACACCUUCAGCCCAUGGCGCUGAUGACAGUGCAAUCUCAUCUCGAUGUUCGACACAGUUAUCUCAUGGAAGUACGGCCCUGAAUACAGCUCAGGACUCCAUACACCCUCUUAGGCCUUCAGCUGAGGUACAAUCAGCAAUACAAACGCAGACCAUCUUUUAUGGUGCGUUGAAGCCCACAUCCGGACUUUCCAAAGGGACUCUCGAGAGCAGGGCUGCAUCAAUCAACAAUCUUCGCCUCAAACAGGGGCUACAAGGGGUCGUUGUAUCUUACAGCCGUGAGGACUCGGCUGAGAACAUCAACACGCUUCUGAUGGCCUUGAAAAAUCUGCACGUCUCAGUGAUACUCAAGGGUGAUCCGGACCUCGAUAUCGUCGAUUCGAUCUCUNUUGCGCUCAUCGACGGCCUCAUGAUUCAGAAUGCGUCUGUACUGCCUGACGGUCAGCGUCGGGACUUUNUCCGCGCAGUCCAAGUGCGAGAGUGCGUUGCGAGAUGCAAACGUCAAAUGAAACACCGUCCAGAGUUUUUCAUGGGCUUCCUCGAAGUCUGGACGACCAGACCUUCAGCAGCGACCCUACGCCGGGCAUUCAAGCUGGCAGACUUCUUUGGAGCUGUGAUCCAAGCUCAGGCGAUCUCACAACAUAAUACACGAAUAGAGAUGAGUUUGAGCGGUUUCGACUGGCUAAAGCGACCUGAAAUCGUCUAUCUGCAGAAAUGUUGGUCACAAAAUCCCGCGAUCACGGACUUCUCAAGUGCGGAAGUGGAUACUACGAUGUUCGAUACUCAAAGGCUAUGCGAGGUUCUGGGCCCAGCAGAAAGCCUACUUGCGUUGGCGCCCCUUCCUGACGACCUUCUAUCUGUCCAGAAUGAGCAACUGGAAGCUACAUCCAGCCCCGAUUACGUCUCAGACGCUCUGAGAAGAGAUAGCAUCUGGGAUAUGACAAGCUGCGGCAUGCCGCUCUGCGAGAAGGGAUGUCACAACCUCCGAGACGAGAUUACGCAGGAGCAUUAUAUGCGCAUCUUGCAAACCCAGCGCCGAUUGAAGGAACUGGGCAUGCUACACGUGUACGCAGAUAUCGAGAUCAUGACAAUCUCAAAACUUCUGAGCACAGCGCUGGAAAAUUCUUCAUAUGUCGACUUGCUGCAGAAGCUGCUUGACCAGCUCACCGAGGGACGUGUGAGGAUCUACAAGGGUCUAGAUAGUGGGUUUAGUCUUCCUGACGAUGGUGGGCACAUGAUUGGACUUUCGGAUGAUGUCUUGGAAGAUGGCCACACCGUCGUUGAAAUCUACAUCUCACUCAAGAACGCCCAUGACGUCGCUACCAUCUGGCACGUGUUCCUUGCACAUAACGGCAUAGAGCGUUUACGAUGCUACGAGGAAGAGCUUUUGUUCUUUCCUGAGGCGCAGCUUCCGAAAAGCUUACAGCAGGAGCUAGGCCAAUGUACAGAAGCCGAAUUACUCUCCAUCGUCCAACAAAUUCGAUUGUGCAGAACCGACCAUCCAAUCCAAGAGGUGAUUGUCGAAACAUGCGUCAGUGUCUUGCUUGAGGACAGUAGAGGGAACAGUUGGAAAGCUAUGCAUUCUCGAGCCUGUCUCGAUGGCUCACUGAGUAUGCGAACACUCGUUCAAAUGCGUCUUGAGCAAUUUGCGAAGCAAGGCGCCCGCCAACUUCCAGAGCUGGAAAAUCUGGUUCCGCUCUCUGAGCUCCUCGAGCGAAAGCUGCAGGAUGCUUUAUUCGCAUUGGAUCGACAUUCUUUGAACCAGCUGUCAGCUCCACUCAUUGAUGCUUACAAUGCCAUUGGUACCAUUCGACCAGCUGGCAGCAAGCUAGAUCUGUACGGACUGAUAUAUUUCUGCGUCCUGCGCAAGCUCGCUUUUGAGGACGUGUAUCUCGAAACGACAGACCGGUGUCCGCUAUUCUUGCAACAGCGUGACCAAGCCGGUGUCUUUUCUGAAUUGUGGGUUCUAGGCUCGCAAUGCGAAAUCUACUUCGGCAUUCAACCGCGAGCUCUGGGAGAGGUCACUUAUGAUAGAUACUAUGACUACCUAUCUCUCUAUCCGCCUCCACCUGCUUCGUGGGAUGGUAAAGACGUCUUCACUGCUUAUUCCAAUACCGAAGCUCGAAUAAAGUUGGAAGGCCAUGGGGUUAUGACGGGGUCUGGCUCGCCUGUGGAUCUGCCUGGACAGGCACCUGGAUUCAAGCUCGAUGAGCCGGAAUCGACAAAACACCUUACUGAAGCUGCCAGUACCUUUGGGGCCCUGUCCAUUUUCUGUUUUCCAGCUCUGAUUGAUGUGGUGUUACUUACAUUUGUCGGUCGUGGUCUCUACGUCACAGCGUUCAUGGACUAUAGGGCUGUCACAAUGGCCGGCUAUGCCAUUUUGACUGCUCUGCUCAUGACUGGUGGUAUCACUGGUUGGGUCGGCAGCACUGGAGGAUUUUACCUCUACAAUCGUUUCUCUGCAGCGUUCGUACUAACUACUAUUGUUGCCUUAUGCGGCUUCUUCGCGUUUGGUGCUCAAGUUUCCUGGUUCGAUGGGUUUGUAUUCCUGAUAUAUCUCUAUGCUCUGACAACAUUCUUGAACUUACUAGGUUGCCCUCUAACUUCUGGCCGUACGGCGAUGUGGAGAUGUAUUCCUGUACUGUUCAUUUCACCCAUUCUCACUAGUUUUGUCAACGGACAUGAUCUGUUGAUCUACCUGCUCAUCGUUUACACCUUCGUCAUUGCGCUCCUCAUCACCUUCCGAAAUCUCCUUCACGAAUGGACCACCUGGCUGUCUAAAGUACCGUCAGUGAAAGAGAAGGAUCUGAUAACGUGGUACAACUCGAAUACGAAAGAAGAGCAAGAGUCUGCAUCUGGAAGCGACUCGCAAGAGGUUGCAGCCCGUGCUCGUCUUGCUCUUCGACGCGCGGUACACGCAUUCCGCAACAGGAGCCUAUUCCGUCAAAUAUUCAACUCUGAGACGGACAUGGAUCCUUUCGUCAAGAAGAUGGGCAUUGGGCAUCCUUAUGCGCUCUGGCUACUUGAANAAGAGGCUGGUGGGGCAGAAUUGCCUGCCAUAUAUACGACAACUUGGUUUGUGCAACUCGAGCUUGCGUUCGCUAAUCAGCGACAAUUGACGCGAGGCCUCAAGGAGCACAGUCAAUUCAUCACCUUCCGCUAUUCGAAAUAUGACCUAGGACAAAAUGUUGGCCUGUUCUUGGGCGCUCUUAUGGAUCGAUGGAUAGAUCUUGUCAUGACCGCGAGACGACCAGAGAUCGAGACAUACUUCGAUGAUCGAGCGCGUUACGGAAUCUGCUUUGGACUUUUGUACUUUCUCUGUGGUGCCGUCACGGUCGAUUUGGUUCUGCAGAAGUACUGGCCACUCGUAGAUGAGCUUCCAGAUAGAAAAAUUGCCGACCUAGAUGUUUAUGCUGAGCUCAAGGUUGAUCAGCAACGCGCACUAGCGGAACUUCUUACUUACCUGGCUGUCGACUUUGGAGUUAUGACUAUCCUCCUCUGGGCCUUUGUCAUCGACCACAAAUCGAUUAUUUUGUACUUCCUAUACACUUCAGGCUAUACAGGAGUAUGCUUGUUUCAGUUCAAUCGAUGUUUUACACUGAAUCCGAAAGCUCAUGUAAUUGCAGUGCUAGUAUGUUGCGCUGUGGGCUUUGUUGUCGGAUGCAUACUUCGAGCGGCACCAUCAACAGUGGAACUGUUUUACGAUUUUGUUAUUGGCUUGAACAUCACGAGUGUCUCAGCUGCGAUCAUCACAUUCUUCCUUACUGGCUAUUUCUCCACGCCAUCAACCAAUACAAACGAGCCCAAAGACAUCACCAAGAGAACCAGGGGAAGGAUAGACAAAGGCCGUUCGACUAGCGCGAUGGACUUGCGAACAGGCUGGGCGACAUUGUUCCAGACUCAUAGCGACACGCUAUGCAAUCUUUCACACACUACCCACCGCCAUAUCCUCCAGCAUCUAUGUUUUGACAUCGAUGUCAAUCUACAAUGGACCAAAAUUCCGGAUGACGUCCAAAAUCUUGUAAUAUCACGCGUUCUGGGUAAAACCGGUCAUACGACUGCCGCUGCCCGAACAUGGUUAGCUGCAGAGUCAAAAAGUAUUCAACAGUCUAAUACAGAGCUAGAAAGAUGCUUGGCUGAUUACGAAACCAAGAAGUCAACCGUCAGCAAGGACUCAGACAACGCUUUCAAGGUUGCAGGCUCGUACAGAGAUCCAGAGUUGACCUCAGUAUUGGGCAGAGAGUUCGGAGUUGCGUCCAAGCUCAAGCAUCUUGGCUCCAUCUUUAGCCUGACAAUAUACGAGAUCGUCAAAUGGACGGCUCUCAUCUCAGGUGGGGCGCCAGAUGCCAACAGAGAACUAUGGUUUGCGUUGAGAAACAAUCCAUUCCGCAAGCCUUUACUCUGGACGCUGCUGAAAGUCUGGAAAGCAUGCUGGUUUGUCAAGAACUUCUUCACCUAUCUGUUCUUGAUCCUCGGUAAGCCGUCAUUGUUAUCAUUCCUAAGGAUGAAGGACCGUGGACUCCCUCGGACGCUACAUGGAAAUGCUAUCACAGUAGACACACCUUUCUGGAAAGCCACUGGUUUCCUCUCUCGCGAUAGCAACGGCAAUCUUGUGGUCUCAAUUUUCGAUGGCAUUCACAAGGAUCCACCAGAGUCACAAUCAUUGAGAGCGUUGGCAGUCUACGAUAAGGCUUACCGAGUUGUUCACUAUGAGACCAACCCUGGAGAUCCUAAAACGAAAACAACAUCAAGCUUUGAAUAUCAGAACAAAGAAUGGAGACGCUGGCCAACCAAGAAAAUCACUAAGGAGGCGAAGGGCCCUGAAAUCGAGUCCUAUUACGAUAAACAUGGCCGUGUGGUCAGUGGAAAGCUAUUCCGUAGCGACAAAGAAUUCUCUUUCGAAUUCCUCUACAGAAAAAGACCUAAGGGUAACACAGAGAUCCUCAGAGCGACAUACACGCAGGAAAAUUCUGAUGGCACCCAUCCCGUAAUAUCUGUGUACUGGAGCGUCCAGCCCAGAACUGGUUCAGAACAGGUCGAGAAUUGGACUCCGUCCGACAAAAUCAGACGAGUCGUGGCAGUAUUAGGCGGGCGGACUUAUGAGACUGAAUGGGUCUACAAGCACGCAAGAGACCCAGAUCUUGAGACAACCUUGACAGACGAGAGUGGCACGAUGCUUUCUGGCGUAGCUGCUCCUGCAGCUGUUCUGAAAGAUCCAUUCGGUCUGCUCAAGAAACCGAAAGAUUUAUCUUUUGAUCACAUCGAUUUACUCGUCUACCAUCCAUUACGCUGGCUGGCGCGGUUCCCGAAACACGACCAUGAAAUUUCAAAACCCACUUCAUGGUUCAUGUCACUGAUGCCAUUCGCCUAUUCUGAGACGAAGAAGAAGGUCGUUUAUCGUAAACUGCCAACUGCCGUCUUGAGGACCGCGUUGUGGACGUUCUGGGCUAAGCCGCCUUACCUCGAUGCAGUCUCGGCGUGUUUUCUUGAUGAGAUGAUUCUUCGCAAAGAACCACUGCUACAAAAGUACUGGGACCUUCGAGAUGCCGGCAAUUUGUUGGAAGCUGCGCACGUCUUUGACGAAAAUCUGGAUUUGAUCAUUUCUGCCAUUGAGCCGUCUGCAGAAGCGUCUCAGACUUGUCCCCUUCUCAUCAAAGUGUCCGACUUGUUUGUAAUGGGUGUGGGCAAAGAUGCAAAUCAAGUCACAGCUCGUCCAGAGGAUGCAUACCGCGAUACUCAGACUCGUACAUCCGUCAUUUUCUCUGACAAUGGCUGCUGGCCAGAUAAUCCAGGCGGUGUUUCCAACUGCAGGCGGGAUUUGGUCAACGGCCAUACCACAAUUCGUGGCCAUUGCUUAGCUGAGUCCGCCAAUGAUUUUGGUAUACCUCGCUACCAAAUUGAACAGAACAUAAACUCUUUGAAGAUCCUGCCUUUGUGGGGCCUAGAUGGGAAGACGCCAUACCACAGUGUGCUCGACAAUCUCCUGCAAACUCAGGUCGAUGAGAGGAUGUCCGGAACGCGAGUGCAUGACGACAUCAAGGACAUCUUUAUUCCUUUGCUUACGUCUUUCGUCAAGGGCGCCCGGAUGAGACAUUACACCCGCAGUGAUUUGGUCACAUUCAGUAACGUCAUCCUCAAGAUGAACAGAUACUUUGAGAAAUGCGAUUUCAACAAGACUUGGAACCACAAGGAUGUUUGGGAUGCAUGGAUUCAAGCCUGGCUCAUCGAUUACCAAGACCCAAAUAUUGGCAAUUUUCGGGACUGCUUCGAAAUCGAACAAGCUUCGCUGAGUGACUUCAAAACUGCUCUUGGGCUGUACGUCUGUUACUUCUUUAUCUAUUCGGUCGAGCUUCCAGCAGAAUGUCCUACUGUCUUUCAGAGUACACACCACGGAAUCAGCAGUCUCUAUGGCAUGCUUCUCAAAUAUCGUCGUGGUACUACCUGGGGCAUUUGGGAUCAUGCGAUUCUAUGGCGAGAGACUUGCCUGAAUAUCAGUCCAGCGCAAUGCUUGCUACCAAUUCCGGUUCAGUCUAUGCUUCUCGCUGGUAUCAAGCUGGCAUGUCACCUGGCAUAUACUCAUGUUGACAUCGUCCUGCCAUGCACUUCGGUCUUCAAUCCUGAUUGGGAAAUUGAUCUCGGUACGGAUCAAGGACGACGUGGCAGCAAGAAACUUUUCGCCCGCAAGAUCGAUCCCAUUGUCAAUGGUAUUGGCAAUAUGGAUGCUUUCCAGCCGGUUACAGAGACUCGGAGUAAGCUCCCGACGUGUGUCAUGCUUUCGAAUGUUCAGUUUAUCAAGGAUGUGAAGAACGCUGUGUUGGCUGCAGAUGUCAUUGUCAACAAAUACGGCUUUACUGAUUAUCGCUUGGUUGUCUAUGGUGCUCAAGAUAGACAACCAAGCUACGCCUUGGAGACGACUACUCUCAUCAACACCCGCAAUCUCAAUGGUAACGUCACGCUCGCUGGCUUCGGUUCACCCAAAGAAGUUCUCAAAGACGCCUGGCUGUUUAUGAAUUCUUCUCUUUCUGAAGGUCUUCCUCUGGCAAUCGGAGAGGCAGCUCUAUCGGGCAUCCCCAUAGUGGCUACAGAAGUUGGCGCAACUGCUCUGGUGCUUACCGAUCCUGACGAUCCGACGAAACGUUAUGGCGAAGUCGUACCUCCGAAUGACCCGGAAGCACUAGCAAGGGCGCAGCUGAGUAUACUCGGCAUGCUGGGUCCUUGGGCAGAGUAUACGACUGACAAAAUUAAGCCCCCACCUCUUCCAGAUGUUUUCAGGCCUGAAGACGUUGCACGGAUCGUCGCAAGGAUGUAUGAGAAAGCAGACGAUCGUCGUGCUCUAGGCCUCAAACUUCGGGAUGUCGUCCUCCGCAGUUUCCACGGCCACAGGUACCUUCGCGAGCAUGAGCAGAUGUACUGGAUACAACGCUGUUGGGCAGAAACCCGUCGGUCGGCUUACAAACUCAGUCGUCAUCCGCCAGCCAAUGCGGCUUUCGGCGAGUCAAACAUAUUCGAGUACGAUGACGCUGGUGAUACUGGAGAAGAUGCUAAGGCACGUUGGCAAGACUUCCAGUUGGAUCAACUUAAAGCUAGUAGUCAUCCGCAGCCGCGUAAGUAUAGGUUGGGUACGUACGAUAGGGGAAUGUCGACAAUGGGG
Molecule: messenger RNA, 8186 nt
Organism: Aureobasidium musti
Lineage: Eukaryota; Fungi; Ascomycota; Dothideomycetes; Dothideales; Saccotheciaceae
Source: the annotation of a GenBank genome assembly